AUGACGACCGCUACAACGGAUAGCGUCAGUGCGGACUUGCACGAAGCGGCCGGGUUUCUGGGAACCGACCCACAGCUACUAGCAGCCGUUGACAGCACUGUGGCAGAGCGAAUUGCCGUCAAGGCACACGAAUUCCGCCAACUGCAGGCGCAAAACCUCGAGUCUAGCGUUAUCGUGGACGAACUCAGAUCGGCGUCGUCGCGCAAGCUGGACGCGUGCAAAACGCAGAUUCAAUCGCUACUGCAGGAACUUGAGACGUUGCGCGCUGAAAGCUGCGGUUUUGAAGACACUCGGCGCGCCCUCGAGUCGCAAUGCCAAAAAGCGCAAAAUGAAGCGCAAACAUCACAAUUACACGCACAGACGCUUCUUGAGCAGAAGCAGAUGCUCCAAAGUAGUAAGAAUGACCUCGCCGGUCUGCUCAACGAAAAAAUACAAGAGAGUACUGCCCUCAAACACGAAACAGACACGCUGCUGACAGAAACCCGCCAGUUGCGAGGCAAAUGUUUGGAGCUUGAGACGCUUGCUCGCGACUUCAAAUCUCAGCUGCUGAAUAGCAAGUCCGAUUUUCAUCGACUUUCGCAAGAACUGCAGCUCUCCAAGUCCAAUAACGAAUGGCUUGAGUCUCAACUCGCACAGCAAAAUUCCGCUUUCAACGCUUAUAGACAGAAAUCUCAACAGGAAAUUGCGCAACUGCGCCAGAAGUCCGAGUCUUGUACCGCAGAGUUACAAAGCCGCCUUGAAACUGUCGCUACGUUACGCGACCAAAAUGCCGCGGUCACCAAACACCUGGAGUCCCAACUCGAUAAAGUCAAGCACCUCACCGAUGAGCUUAAUAAAGAAAAGCACGAGUUUGCUCGCGAAAUGGGCUUAAAGCAACGCCUCAUCGACCUGUUGGAAAAUCAAGUCCAGUCUUUAAAAAAUGAGCUGGAACUCAAAACUACCGCUGCUCGUGCAAAUUCGGACUCAUCCGAACUUAUAGAAGAGCUUUCUCAAACAAAAGAUCAACUCGCAGCUAGAGAAUUGGAGAUUCAAAAGCUCCAAGACACUGUUCAGGAGCUUUUAUCUACCACCAGUACCACUGAUAAUGAAAAUCAAACUACUAAUGUCAACACAAUGGCUCGUUCUCCUGAGAAAUCCAUCUCCAUCCCACAACUAUACGGGGAUAUCAGCAUACUAAAAAAACAAGUUAUCCACGAAAAGCGUCAAAAGGAACACCUACAGUACCAAGUUGAAGCUUUCGUCGUUGAACUGGAAAGUAAGGUUCCCAUGCUAAGCUCUUUCAAAGAUCGCAACAGCAUGCUUGAGAGAGAACUGUCCGAAACCGCGUUAAUGUUGGAGUCGGUCUCAGAAGACAAAGAAGGUUUAAGUACCGACCUAGAAAGAGCUCGCACACAACUAAUAGACUAUGAAUCUCAACUGUCAAAGCUUACCCAGCAACGGAGUGAUUUGGCUCAUCAGGUACAAUAUCUACUGAUAAACAUUUCUGUCAAAAAUGAUUCCAAGGGUCCGCUAACUGCUGAGGAGAUGGCAUUUGUGAAAAAAAUCAUUGAUUCCGAGGAUUCUCCAUUACACCACGACACGCAAGAUAUCAUUUCACAAAGAUUGGUGGAAUUUCAAGAUAUUGUGGAGCUUCAAUCCAAGAAUUCGGACCUUUUGCUUACUGUAAGAAGUUUGGCGGAUAAACUAGAAGCAGAAGAACAGCAAGCUAAAAGUAAAACGGAGUCAUUGGAAAAUGACUUAAUAAAUGAUGCUAAAGAAGCAAUCACUACAUUACAAGAUCACGUUCAAGAACUGGAAUCCAGAAUUGAGGUGAUCACUAAGGAACGCGAUGCUUUCAAAGCAGCUCAUUCUUACUCGCCCACAGGCGUCCAAGUUAAAAUGCAAAACGGUACCGGCAAAAGCGACGACUCCGCAAGGGUGGAAGAACUUGCGCACCAUCUACAAAUUGCUAAACAAGAAGCAGAAAAUAAUAUGAAACUGUUGAACUCCGAAAUACAUGAGCUUUUAAAAUCUAAAACCGAACUAUUGGUUGAGGUUGAACAACAAAAAUCUUCCAAAUCUUUGGCAGAGGAGAGACUCAAAAUCGCACAAGGAUCUUUGACUUUAGCCAAACAAGAAUGCAACGAACUGAAUAGAAGAUAUCAUAAGUUACAAGACAAUAGUGCUAAACAAGAUGCCAAGACUCAAGAGACCAUUAGCGAAGUAAUAGAUUGUAAGUCGCAAAUUGCUAGUCUAACUGCUGAGUUGAAAAUUUCGGUCUCAAACUCUGAGUUUUUGCGUUCAUCUCACGAGAAAACGAAAGAAACAAAUGAUCAGUUGAUAAAGGAGCGGAAUGAGCUCUCUAUUUUAGUUGCUCAAUUGCAAACGUUACAAAAGGAAAGAGACACAAAUUUAAAAGAGGCAGAAAAGAAUUUUAAAGAAAAACUAGGCGACUUAGAUGUAGAAAUAAAUCAGCUCCGAGGUCAGCUGUCUACUAAAAACCAAGAGUUCAACGAUUACAUUUCUGCUUCUGACUCCAAGAUCCAAUGGUAUCAAGAAAAGAUAGAUUCUUUAAAUGCGACGCUGACUGCGACAGUUGCCAAACUGAGCACCAUAACUGAAACUAUGCAAAACCUAGAAAGUCAGCAUAAAGUACUUGAAAUUAAGCUUAUGGAAUCUGAAACGAAAAAUCAAUCUUACAGCGUCAUCAAUCAGACCAGUGAUGUUCUCGUUCAAACUGAGACCUUGAGAAAUGAACUUGAAAAGACCAAGAUCAGCUUAAAGGAUGCUUACUCGCAGGUCGAUGAGUACAAAAAUCUUUACACCUCAACUGGUGAGAAUCUCUCUAGUAUAACGGCUGCUUUCGAAGACCUCAAGACCCGGCACAAUGGUGAAAUUGAAGGCAUGAAGAAAAUGGAAGAGAGCCUGAGAGAAGAAAUCUUCGCUUUAAGAAAUCAUCUCUCAGAGCUCAACGCCGAGCUCAAUCAUGAAAAAGAGGAGUACAAUUCAAAAAAGAAGGAUUAUGACGAACAGCUGAAUACCCUGAAAAUAAGUCAAGAAUCGAUCGACGCAAUUAAGCACCAGUAUCAACAGCAGGUGAAUCAGCUCACCUCAGAUUUGAACGAGCAGGCUUCUUUUGCUAACAAAGCUCAAGAGAACUACGAGCAAGAAUUGCAGCGACAUGCGGAUGUCUCAAAAACUAUAAGUCAAUUAAGGGAACAAUCGCAGACCUACAAAAACGAAGUUCAAUCUUUGAAAUCCUCAAAUAAGGAGUUCCAGAGGAUUCUAGAAGAAAACGAAGAAUCUUGGGCACGCCAGAAACAAAACUAUGAAAGUCGAUUAGACACGAUGAACCAAAGAGUGGAGGACCUUCUUACCCAAAACCGAUUGCUUUUUGAUCAGCUAGAUUUGAAAUCUAUCAGAGAUACACCUGAAAAUGAUCCAAGUGGUAUGCAAAGUGAUAUUCGCGAACUUAUAUCAACACUUAGAAGGGAAUGUGAUAUUUACCAAACAAAAUUAGAGGUUGUUAAGAGGGAUGAAAGUCUCCUGCAACGCAAGCUACAAAUUUCUGAGGCGGAACUGCUCGCGGCGAAAGAAGAGCUGAACAACUAUCAGGCAAGUGCAGACAAAAACUCUUACCUGGCAGAAGAGCACAAUAAAAUAUUGGAACAGUUGAAUCAAUUAAAUCUAUUGAGGGAAAGCAACAUCACGCUGCGGAAUGAUCUGCAAUCAAAGUCAAAGCAGAAUCAAACGCUCGCAGCCAAAGUAGAAGAAUUACAAGCUGUAAUCAAUCCCCUAGAAAGUGAGUUGUCGUCAUUGAAGCGCUCUAUGGCAACCAAAGAUAAACAAUUAAGUUUAAUGAGUGAAGAAACAGAGCGUUGGAAGCAAAGAUCUCAGGAUAUUCUACACACCUACGAACGCGUGGACCCAGAAGAACACAAAAAGAUGAUCGAUGAGCUAUUGCAAAUCAAAAAUGAGCUAGCAGAAAAAACGGAUCAAAACACCGAGCUCGAGGAUCGAUUCCAAAGGCUCAAAAAGCAAGCAAGGGAACGUCUGGACACUGCCAGAGCAGCACAAACUUCUCUGGCAACUGAAUUAGCCGAGUUGCGUGAAGCUAAAGAUAUUGCGGAGGCUGCUCUUGAAAAAGAGAGAGAAAAUAGCAAAACUUUACAAGGUGUUAUUGAUGCAUGGGAACAAAGCAACACUGCUGGCGACUCAGAAAUCCAAGGUGACUUAAACGCUGCCCUCCAAAAGCUAGCGGAUUCUAAUGCCAAGAUCGAAAAUCUGGAAAAACAACCAAUUGUUAGCGACAAUGAAUUGAUAAUGGAGCUGGAAAGUUUAAAAAAGCAGGUAGUGGAGCUGGAAACCCUUCUAGGCCAAGCGCAAGAGAAAGUUCAAACUCUUGAGAACGCCAAGAACACUUCUAUGGCAGAUAAUUCAGCGGAUAUUGAAAAGGUAAGAACUCAGUUAACAGAACAUAGUGAAAAGCUAAUAGCUGAGAGAGAAGCCCAAUUGAAGAAAAAAUACGAGGAAGCGGAAGCAGAACAAGCGCAGCUCUUUGAACAAAAGCUGAAGGAUGUCUUACAUCAAAGCCCUGAAAAUAUUGAGGGGUUGAAGAAAGAAUGGGAAGCUGAAUUUGAGCAGCUAACACAGAAGAGAAUCGAAGAAGCUAACGAACUACUGAGAAAACGCAUCCGUUUACCAACAGAAGAAAAAAUAAACAAGAUCAUAGAAACUAGAAAGAAGGAGCUUGAACAAGAAUUUGAGGCUAGAGUUCAGCAACGCGCUUCAGAAAUCGCAAGCCAAAACUGCAAAACGCCUGAUUCAGCAGAAAUCACGGGGAAACAUCAACAGGAACUUGAGAAUAUGAAAACAGAGCUAAGAAACCAGAUGGAUGAGGAAAUGGCACAGCUCAAGAAAAAAGCAUUUGACGAGGGUAAACAACAGGCAACAAUGAAAUCCAUGUUCCUCGAAAAAAAAUUGCCAAACUGGAGGCACAACUUAAAUCGAGCAGUGGAAACGAGGCAACCAGUGCCCCAAGUAGUGCAGGUCCGUCUCAACCCGAGAGACCGGGUAGAAUUGUGGAGGUUUUGCCUCACGAGCAAGCAGACUCGCGCGAAGAAUCGGGUGAGCAGAGAGAAGGUCCAUUAA
Molecule: messenger RNA, 5130 nt
Organism: Lachancea nothofagi CBS 11611
Lineage: Eukaryota; Fungi; Ascomycota; Saccharomycetes; Saccharomycetales; Saccharomycetaceae
Source: the annotation of a GenBank genome assembly